AUGCCACCAAAGAAGGGUCCUAGUCAAGAAGAGAAGCUUUCUACUCUUUUAGCAUGGUUUCAAAAUACUCAUUCAUUCUACACGAUAAAAGAGAUCGAACAAAAGGCAAGUAAAGCAUGCAAGAUUCCACCAAUGCAAAUCAAAGAGUUGGUUACAAUUCUUGUUAAUGAAGGAUUGGUUGAACAAGAAAAGUGUGGGACGACGAAUUUGUUCUGGUCAUUUCAGUAUAUAGAGCAUAAGAAGAAAUUGCAACAGCAUGAUCUGCUUAGACAAUCCAUUGUCAAACUUAAAGCAGAAAAGGAUAAGUUAUUAGAAGAGUUACAAAACUCCGUUUCAGAACGUGAUAAUUUUCACAGUGAUCGCAAAUCACAGAUUCGUUAUUGCAACAACCUUGCUGAAGAGUUGAACCAACUAGAAUGCGAAAUGAAGCUGAACAAGCAAGACGAGGAAAUGGAAAGGUUGAUACAAGCUAUCAAUUUCUUUAAUGAGCUGAUAGAAUCUAUUCUCAGCUAUCUUAGUCAACAAUCAGGUACUAGUGUGUUAAUAUUGAAGAAUGAGUUUGGUAUACCUUUGGAUUUGGAUGAUACCCCUCCGAUGAACAGUAACGGAGUUAAUAUUUAA
Messenger RNA from Candida tropicalis MYA-3404, 621 nucleotides. RefSeq lists its product as uncharacterized. The record is from RefSeq and is a predicted model, not a curated record. Gene Ontology annotation, biological process: reciprocal meiotic recombination. Bases 1 to 621 code for a protein of 206 amino acids. The transcript has a single exon. Lineage: Eukaryota; Fungi; Ascomycota; Pichiomycetes; Serinales; Debaryomycetaceae. Gene Ontology annotation, molecular function: double-stranded DNA binding.